AUGUCGAAGGGCCGCGUUUGCCUUGACACGAGUACCAUUCUGAAGUGGCUCGUGAACGACGGGUACACCGUUGUCGCUUGCAACAUUGAUGUCGGUCAAGAGGAGGACUGGGAAGAUGUUGAGAAGAAAGCUCUUGCGGUCGGCGCUGAGCGCAUGAUCAUUCGCAACAAACAGAAAGAAUUCGUGGAGGAUAUCGUGUUCAGAAGUAUUCAAUGUAACGCCAUCUACGAAGAUCGAUAUCUCCUUGGCACAAGUCUGGCUCGCCCGAUUAUUGCACGAGAGCUGGUUAAUGUUGCCAAAGAGUUCAACUGCGACUUCCUGAGCCACGGAUGUACUGCAUUGGCACCCGGCAUCAAGAUCAUCGCUCCUUGGAGGAUUCCUGAGUUCAUUGCCAAGUUCCAGGGCCGGGCGGAUCUGCUCGAGUACGCCAGGGUCAACAACAUCCCUGUCUCGUCCACUCCCAAGGCCCCUUGGUCUAUGGAUGCCAAUCUGGUGCACUGCUCCUACGAAGCUGGCAUUCUUGAAGACCCCAACCGUGAACCUCCCAAGAAUCUCUGGACGAUGACUGUUGAUCCGGUCGAUGCUCCUGACAAGCCGUACCACUUCUCCAUCGACUUUCAGAAGGGUCACAACCGAAGAGGUGUAGGUCGCGUCGACAUUGUAGAAGGGCGCUUCAUUGGUACGUAUUUUUUGCCUUUUUGUGCUCUUCAUGGUGUUUUGAGGGCAUCUCGGGAUGCAGUUGUGCUUCUUGACCUCGAGAUUGAUGGUGGAGUUCGCCAUUUGGUUCCAGUUGACCUUGAGGGCCUCACCUUGGAUUCGAAGGUUCGCGAGCUUCGUGAUACAUUUGUCACUACCGCCUGGAGCCGACAGUUGUACAAUGGAAUGUACUUCUCUCCAGAGCGUGAAUUCGCCGAGAACUCGGUCAUUUUUGCCCAGGAGGGCGUCAACGGUACUGUCAAGGUGAUGGCAUACAACAUUUCCAAGAAUAGCACUAACUUGAGGGUGACAGAGGGUAACGCCUACACGGUUGGCCGCAGCAGCGAGACCAGCAACCUUUACAGCGAGGAAGAUGCCUCGAUGGAUUCGCUCGAUACCUUUUCUCCUCUGGACACGAGCGGUUUCAUCGCUAUCCAGGCCAUCCGACUUCGAAAGUACGGCGAGGCCAAGAUUGCCCAGGGCAAGACUCUGUAA
This is a messenger RNA of Clonostachys byssicola, 1191 nucleotides long. NCBI's taxonomy places the organism in Eukaryota, Fungi, Ascomycota, Sordariomycetes, Hypocreales, Bionectriaceae. The record is from the annotation of a GenBank genome assembly.